AAAGUCAAAGAUUGGGGUCAAGCAGCCUGUAUUGAGCUUUUCGACUUCGUGUGCUCUUUCAUCUCAUCAUUCCUAUAAAACACAAUUUGUCGAAUCCGACGUUCCAAAUAGCUGUUGCGAUGGGAUCUAAGUCAUAGACAAGCUCCACUGUUAUACAACCGUCGCCUUUGCUCUAUAUUGCGGGAGAUAGCUAUUAGGUUUUUCUCAAAAGACCUGCUUGAGGAUAUUUAGGCGUUCUACAAAACAAUAUGGCGUCUAGGCGCCAAGUUCAUUAUUCUCCACUUCCUGUUGACGAAACUGAUGAUGAUUAUCAUGACCCUCGGUUUGAGUAUAGACCUGGAGCCUUUGAUAAAGUCCCUUGGAAAUCCAUAACCCUUGCACUUUUUCUGCUCUUUCUUGGAUCGUUACUUCUUUUUCUUUCAUUCUUCAUCUUAACUGGCCACAUGGGUGGAGAGAAAUCCCAAGGCUAUGGUCUCUUGGCCCUUGGAAUCCUUGCCUUCCUUCCAGGCUUUUAUGAAACUCGGAUAGCAUAUUAUUCAUGGAGGGGGGCUAAAGGAUAUCGCUUUGCUUCAAUUCCAAGUUAUUAAGGAACGGAUUCUCGCUUGUAGGCUGUCUAAUUACCUCCGUGAAUCCCCCAAAGAGUAGAUGUGUUCAUGGGUUAGAUUAUCUUUAGCUCUCUCUAUCCACCUUCUAGUUUUGGCUAAUGUUUCAUUUAUUUAUUUGAUUAAUUUGUAAUUUGUAAUUAGAAUUAGGAUUAAAUAAUUGUAGUCCAUCACAAAUAAAUUAGUUGGGAUUGUAUCUAGUGGUAAGAGUUUGUUUUGUUUGUAACUUGGUUAUAUUUGAAUUCCAAUGGGAUGAAAAUAAUAAUAAUAAUAAUAAGGUGUGCCUUAAUUUCCUUC
Molecule: messenger RNA, 899 nt
Organism: Manihot esculenta (cassava)
Lineage: Eukaryota; Viridiplantae; Streptophyta; Magnoliopsida; Malpighiales; Euphorbiaceae
Product: transmembrane protein 230
Exons: 3
Coding region: 249-587 (112 amino acids)
Cellular component (GO): endomembrane system
Source: RefSeq, a predicted model, not a curated record